AUGAAAAAUAAUUUAAAAGACUAUUUAGUUGAAGAAGGUGACUCUUUUAAUAAAGGUUGUGCCAAUGCUUAUAGUCAUAUAACAACCUUAAGAUAUAGUCAUGAAGGAAAUAUAUCUGGAUUUUGUGAAUAUACCAAUUUCUGGCUCUAUGGCAAGUUGAAAUUAACUGAUAAAAUUACAUAUAAUAAGAUACUGCAUGAUUUUUUUGAAAAUCUUGAUAAUUUUUACGAUUGCAAAGAGUAUGCGGAAGCUAUUGACGAAAAUACAUAUAGUGAUCUUAAAAAAUUAGAUGAAUUGUAUGAAAAAUUUUAUAUUUUUAAAGAAGAAUCUUCAACUGACGAUCAUAAUCGUUGUAUAAAAGGUGAAAUAUGUGCCCAAGAAUAUAAGAAACUCGAAAAUACAUGUGUGCGAAAUGGUAACAAUAGUUUUUGUAAUGAAUUAGAAAAAUUUCGAGUUCUAUUUAAUAAUCAUCUUGAAUCAAUGAUUAAAUGCAAUAACAUGGAAGAAUUACAAUCUUUCCAAGGAACUUCACUAGCUUCUACCAUUUCACUCCCACUUUAUGUUAUGUCAGUGGGUAAAUUUUUUGUACAAAAUUAA
Molecule: messenger RNA, 597 nt
Organism: Plasmodium cynomolgi strain B
Lineage: Eukaryota; Apicomplexa; Aconoidasida; Haemosporida; Plasmodiidae
Exons: 2
Coding region: 1-597 (198 amino acids)
Source: RefSeq, a predicted model, not a curated record